Esox lucius (northern pike) is the source of this 952-nucleotide messenger RNA. Its product is annotated as C3a anaphylatoxin chemotactic receptor-like. The record is from RefSeq and is a predicted model, not a curated record. The coding region runs from base 1 to 924 and encodes 307 amino acids. The transcript has a single exon. Gene Ontology annotation, biological process: phospholipase C-activating G protein-coupled receptor signaling pathway; chemotaxis; regulation of calcium-mediated signaling. Lineage: Eukaryota; Metazoa; Chordata; Actinopteri; Esociformes; Esocidae. Gene Ontology annotation, molecular function: complement receptor activity; G protein-coupled receptor activity. Gene Ontology annotation, cellular component: plasma membrane.
AUGGAGAAUUAUUUAUAUUGCAGACAUGACAUUUUCCCUCAAAUAAACUCAAAUAUAUGCUACACUGAUGUGUUCUGUAUCUUUUACCUGGUGGUCAACAUUGUCACCUUCCUGGUUGGAGUUCUUGGGAACGGCCUGGUCAUCUACAUCACUGGUCUCAAGAUGAAGAAGACGGUCAACACCACCUGGUACCUCAGCCUGGCCGUGUCCGACUUCAUAUUCUGUGUCGCAAUUCCACUGUUUAACAUCAUCCUCAUUUUUAAAAAAGUGGAUUGCAUCUUUGAGCUUUUCAUGAGUUCCUUCAUUUUUGCUCUGAUAUUCAUCCCCAUGUUCAGCAGCAUCUUCCUCCUAGUCAUCAUCUGUGUUGAUCACUGUCUGUGGGUGGUGUUUCCAGUCUGGUCUCAGAACAACCGUACCAUCGACAAGGCCUCUAUUGUGGUGAUCCUGGCCUGGGUUUCCUCUGCCCUCAGCACUCGUUUUAUGUUUGUGGGUGAAAUAGACAGGGAGAAGAUAGUAGCGAGUAACUUCAUUGGUGGCUUUGUAGUGCCCUUCCUCAUCAUCUUCUUCUGUUACUCUGUAACUAUCCUGAGACUGAGAACCAGACAAAUGAGGAGUGUGUCCUCCAAGUCCCUCAGAGUAAUGACUGCCCUGAUCGCCAUAUUCAUCAUCUGCUGGCUGCCCUUCCAUGUCUUCAUGCUGUUACCCUGGAACCACAUAUUUUACAUCCCAGAGGUCAUAAUACCUGGACUACUGGUCGCAAUAAUGUUAGCCACAGUCCAUAGUUUCCUCAGACCAGUGAUGUAUGUUUGCAUGGGGAAUAACGUCCCACCAACACUCAAGAGGUCCAUAGUUGGUAGGAUUGAGAAUGUCCUUGGAGAGGAAGACCCCCCCACCACCAGCCAUGAAACAUCCACACAUCUCUAAAACUCUCUGAGGAUGACAAGGACUCAGG